AUGGGGAGUGUUGAUAGAGACGAUAAUCGGAUUUUCGAGGCUAAUUUUAGUACCGAUGGGGCGAAGAAGUUGGGAGAUAUUGUGAAGGAGAAGCUUAAGGAAUUCAUGGGUGAAUACUCGGAUGAUACUUUUGUGGAAUAUGUUAUUGUGUUAUUGAGGAAUGGUAAGAGCAAAGAACAAGCAAAGACUGAGUUGGAUGUUUUUUUGGCAGAUAAAAGUGAUGCAUUCGUUUGUUGGUUGUGGGAUCAUCUACAUUUGAAUUUAGCUUUGUAUGUAAAACCGAAAAAAUUGCAGGAUGAAGCUCCCAAAAGGAAGCUUACAUCGGAAAUUGAAACUAGGAGUGAUUCGAAUUCAAAGUUAGAAAGAGGAAAUUCUAAUAAGUCUUCUAGAACUCGGCAUAACAAAGAUUGGAAAGGUUUGGUGAGGGGAGAAGCUGAAGCAAGGGCACCUACUAUCAGCAGCUCAAAGGUUGACCUGGCUCAUUUAGAGGAAAAAGUUCGACCAAAAGUUGAUCAUGGUCCAAGGUCACCAUCUCCACAACCUGAACCCACAGUUCAGAGGAAAAGGGGCCGAACUGAUGAAAAACAUAGGACAAAGCGGGAUGUUGCCUCACAACUAAAUGUUGCCUCACAACUAAAUGUUGCAGCAUCUCGACGGUUGCUUCAGUUUGCAGUUCGAGAUGCAGUGGGUACUUCAAGGACAACCAAUCUUGGCACAUCAGUGGAGCCUUCCUUGAAACGUCUUCGAUCUGUAGUUUCUACAUCCUCCGGUGAUUCAGCUCUGGUUGAACAUCAUCAGCGUGUGCAGUCCACUGCCCGGGUGCCAAAUGCAAUGGCUACAGUGAUUAAGGCUGUGGCAGAAGCUGCAGAGGAUGUGAAGUCCAAAUCCUCAGGAAGUGUAUUUGAUAGACUUGGUUGUGGUAUGGAUUCAUCAGCCGAUAACAGCCAACUUGAUUAUCAACAGCAGGAGAAAAAUCAAUCAAUGUAUCUUCAGAGACCUGAUUACGAUCGGCAAUUUGCUUCAGAUACCACUAUGAUUGAACAUGAAACUGGUUUUCCUUCUGAUUCUAAUUCAGAUAAUGAAGGGCGUCAUAAUUUAAAUGUCAUAGGCCAUGGGGUGACAGGACCUUCUCAGGUCAGUUCCUCUGUUGGAAAUAGGGGCAGUGAUUCACUCAUGGAGCAUAGUGUAGCAAAAUAUGCUGGUGAUAGUUUGCGUCUAAAUCAGAAUCGAGAACAGGACCAAUCUGCUGCUGCACGCAACACUUCCCGUAAAGUAGUGAAUAUUUCUGUUAAUGUAAAUACUUGGAAGCCGGAGCAGUAUCAGGAACCAAGAGUGGUUGCAGAAUUUAAUGGUCAUAAAACUUUAAACAAUGGAACUGGAAAUCCCAGAUCUAACGUGCAACUGGUGAAGGAGAAUACACAAGCUAUGAAAAUUAGUAAUGGAAAUGUAAACAUUGCUCCUGAUGUUCAGAAAGAGUCUAGCAAGGCACACUGUACUACUGGUUCUAGUGUUGCUGGUCGUCCUUCAGAAGAUGUGGAUUCCAGAACCAUUUUUGUUAGCAAUGUUCAUUUUGCUGCUACUAAAGAUGGCCUGUCUCGGCAUUUUAACAAGUUUGGGGAAGUGUCAAAAGUGAUCAUAGUUACUGAUGCUGCAACUGGGCAGCCAAAAGGGGCGGCUUUGGUUGAAUUCAUGCUAAAAGAAGCAGCAGAUAGUGCACUAUCUCUAGAUGGCACUUCUUUCAUGUCACGACUUCUCAAGGUCGUAAAGAAAAGUGCUGCCCAUCAAGAAUCUGCUCCAACCACGACAUGGCCACGAGUUGUUAGGGGAACUUCAUUUCCUACUCCUAGGUUUCCCAGACCUCCCUUUGCAAGAGGUAUGCCUGGUUCAUUUAGAGCUCGUCCCCCAAUGAAACUGGGUGCAAGAAGCAUGCAAUGGAAGCGAGGUGCUCAGACUAAUUCGGCCGACAGUGGUUCAUCAGCGAAUACCGGAAAUUUUACCACCAUGCCUGCUCCUCGGGGUCUCACCUACAUUAGAACACAAUCUAAGCCAGAAGGCUUGGGUUCGGGUAUGACAUAA
Lathyrus sativus (Indian pea) is the source of this 2076-nucleotide messenger RNA. The record is from the annotation of a GenBank genome assembly. NCBI's taxonomy places the organism in Eukaryota, Viridiplantae, Streptophyta, Magnoliopsida, Fabales, Fabaceae.